UCGUAAAAACUCUCACAACUACGGUGGGCAUCUACUUGUUACCCAUCUUAUGGUCUACUUGUCCGUUGUGAUCUGCCAUAGGCAGUAUGGAAGUCUUCCAGCAGUCGUAAAAACUCUCACAACUACGGCAGUAUGGGAGUCUUCCAGCAGUCCCGAGAAGGGUAAAACUCACAUAACUACGUUGGGCAUCUAUUGGUUGCCAUCUUAUGGUCUACUUAAACAUCGAUUGCGCAAUGAGGAUAUUAAUUACUUCUGGAAUAGAAUCGAACAACAACGUCUAGAGUCAGAGAGAGCUACGCGAACAAUACGAUGCCAUGUCAAUAUAAGAAGUAAGACACAAGAUAUGAUGGAGAACAUGGCCGAUGAAACAAUAGAAGAAGCCGAGAUUGCUCGCAAGCGAUUACAUUCCGAGUUCUCGAGACAUAAACAAAAUGAGGAAGGAUUCUCAACCCCACCAAAUAAGAUUAGAACCUCCAAUAGAAUGUUCUCGAAUGAAGGCCCAUCCACAAUAAGAGAUCCGAAAAUGAUGUCGGGAAUUUUUGAUGAAAAUAUUGCGUCGGAUAUGAAAGAGAAAGUUCAACGAUCUACCUCACCUUUUCUGUCGAAAAAACGUGCGUGCAACACACAGCAAGAAGAUGAAAAAGGUAUUACAGUUGAUGAUUUGGCGAAUUCAGUGAUCGAUGCCUCCAACACUUUCGGUCAAGUUGAAUUUCCGUCAUAUUAUAGUAAACUCAAAUCUAUCUGGGACAAGAAAGAUGCUACAAACUAUCAUGUUAUCGAUUUAGGGGAUAAAGAUACAUUGUAUAAUGUUCAUAAACUUUUAGAUGAGGAUGAGUUGAAAUCGUUGUUUAAGAGAUUAGUGUUGGAUGAUGAGGAUAUGCACAUAGAUGAAAAGACACAUAAAUAUAUAGAGCUGUUUGAUCAGAUUAUAGAGGAUGAGAACUUGGAAGAUAUUUUUGAUGACGUAUUUGUGGAUGAAAUAGCUGGAAAUGAUCUUGUAGAUGAAAAUAAUGAAGAGACGAAAAGUGUGGAAGGAGACAACGAAAAGUUUAACAAAACAAUUGCUAAAAUGAAGGAAAUAGUGCAUCAAUUGGAUGGCUUAUCCGAAAAAUAUCACUACCUAUCCAACACUUUACCUAUAUCAGCACAAUAUUACAAUCAAUCUAAAAUGCCUGAUAUGUUUAUUGUUAAGAAUGUCUCAAGUCAUCUUGAUAAUAUCACAAGGAUGAAUGGUGCUAUGAAAAACACCCCUGAGCGUACAUGGACAGCGCACCGAACUAUUUCUACAAAAAUGGAUGUUCAAGAAAAUAAUUUUAAAGCUGAUGGUGUACUGGAGUUUUUUGAGCGACCCAUGCAAAUUCCAUUGUUUUUGCUCGAGGUAUCGGAAGGCCCCAAUAAUCCGGACCCAGAUAAAAUUAAUGAAGAUAGGGAGAAGUUGAUGAACGAGGGAGUCUUUGCCAUCAAUAAGUUUAUGACAAAAACGGGACUGCCAACGUGGGAAGUAUGUAGUACAUUGAAGAUUUUCUUGGCUCAAGGAUUUGGUGAUAAUGUGGAAAUUGGUCAAAUGAUAUUUAUUGGGCCUGGAUUGUACUUGUUCUCACCAUUUACGAUUCCAGCUCUCGUCAUCUCAACUUCUACUGAUAACUUAGAACAUGUACCUCGACUUAUCCGAACACUCUUAUGUUUACGAUAUAAUGUUCUUAAGGAGGUUAAGAUGUUUGAGAAGUUUAAAAAGGAAGGACAACGACGUAUCGCAAAGCCUAAAACCAAGUAUCCAACUGGUGUUACACCAGAACGGCCAAAAGCUAUCCCACUUACCCAAAAUGGAUUUUAUGUGCCCGAUAUAUUCGAUUGA
Molecule: messenger RNA, 1855 nt
Organism: Acaulospora morrowiae
Lineage: Eukaryota; Fungi; Glomeromycota; Glomeromycetes; Diversisporales; Acaulosporaceae
Source: the annotation of a GenBank genome assembly